Paramecium tetraurelia is the source of this 945-nucleotide messenger RNA. RefSeq lists its product as uncharacterized. NCBI's taxonomy places the organism in Eukaryota, Ciliophora, Oligohymenophorea, Peniculida, Parameciidae. The transcript is spliced from 4 exons. Gene Ontology annotation, biological process: protein phosphorylation. Gene Ontology annotation, molecular function: protein kinase activity; ATP binding. The record is from RefSeq and is a predicted model, not a curated record.
AUGGGAAAUUCAUAAAAUGGGAAGGAAGAUAUGGAUUAUGAUUAAGUGCUAAAACACUUCAAUUUUAAUUAGGAUAUUAAUCAUUACCAAAUAGGAAAUGUUAAGAUUUUUGAAGCCAUUGAAAAUAAGAAUCAGAAAGUGUUUCAAUUUAAGCGAUUAUGCUAAUCAGACUAGUAAUUGCAACAAUUGAAACAUCAUUUCUAAUAACGAAAACUAUUAAUAAAUGACCACCUGGUCAGAGUGUUUUACGUAAUGGCGAAAGAAUCAGUUAUGUGUUCAGAUGCGAGUCAUGUUGUAGUAUUGGGAGAAUACUUCUCAAAUAGCUUAUUUUCAGAACACGAAUACAAUUUGAAUCAGAAGUUAAUUUUCAAUGAAUCUCGACUGUGGUUCAUAAUUUAUUAAAUAAUCUAAUGUUGCGCAUAUUUAGAGGGAUAAGGCAAAUACCAUGGAGAUUUGAGUAUUCAACAUGUUUAUUUAGAUCUUGAUGGGUCUGUUAAACUGAUUGAACAUGAUUUUAUACCAGGAGGAAUGAACCCAUUUUAGAAGGCAUUAUACAAUAAUGAGUUUCAUGCUUUUUCGCCUGAAUUGUUGGGUUUAUUGCAAUAAGGAGAUAAGGAGCACCAGUAUGGGAAGAUAGACAAUGCAACCCUAAAUAAGACAGAUGUGUUUUGCUUAGGAUUGAUGAUUCUGGAAUUAGCUUCGCAAUUUCCAACCUAGCAAUAUUAUGAUUGGGAAGCAAAGUCUAUGAAUUAUUAACAAAUAAUGAAUGCCAUUUAGUUUUUGCCCAAUAGAGGGUAUUCUACAGUAUUGCAGAAUCUGUUGUUGCAGAUGUGUUAGGAGGAUUUAGGAGCGAGGCCUGGAUUUCAAGAGAUGAGGACUGGGCUGGCAUCUUUGGAGAAUGACAUAUUAUCGCAUACAGCAUUUUAUAGAAGUCACAUUAAAUGA